Molecule: messenger RNA, 1767 nt
Organism: Candidula unifasciata
Lineage: Eukaryota; Metazoa; Mollusca; Gastropoda; Stylommatophora; Geomitridae
Source: the annotation of a GenBank genome assembly
AUGUUGAUAGUGUGGCUGCAAAAGCUGUAUUUAUGGGGUGUGUGUCCUAGUGGAGAACCAGCUUGGCCUCUCUGUGACCCUGCACAGAUCUAUGGGCAAACUGCUAUCAGUGUUACUUGCUGUGUUUACAGAACUUUCACAGAAGGUACCCUUUGUGGCUUCUGCAUCCCCCCGGAACUGACUGAAGAGAUGGCUGGAGAGGGUGCCACUGAGUUCAAAGACAUUGAAGGUGGUGGCCUGGGUGAAGGAGAGGGUGCCAAGGACGUCAGUGAUCAGAUUGAGUCAGAAGAUCAGCUGGACGAUGCAAAACAACCAGGACAAGAGGACAAGACAGAAGACCCUCAGGAACAGCCUGACAUUCCCUCAGAGGACAAUGCCAUUGAAAUGUCAGAUGACUUUGAUGGGAAACUUCAAAAUAUGGAUGAUACCGAAGGUGAUGAAGAUGAUGCUAAGGAAGAUGAAGACAUGGAGAAGCAGAUGGGCGAGGCUGAUGGAGAACAGAAUGACCGCCUGGAUGAAAGAUUGUGGGGAAGUGAUGAAGAAGAAGAAGAUGACGGUCAGGAUGAGAAGGAGAUGGUAGCCAAAGACGAUAACAAGGAUGCUUCAGAAGCCCAGGAUGACACUGAAGAUGAUGCCCAGAAAGACAAAGAGGAGAAGAAGCAGAAUGAGCUAAUGGAAGAUAACGAUGAUUAUGAUGACAACCAGGUCAACCCUCACAAUGAGGAAAAGAAAGAGGAAGAUGCUGAGAAUUUAGAUUUGCCUCCUGACCUCAAUUUGGACGAUGGAGAGAAGAACGAUAAAGAUUUUGAUGGUGAUGAUGAUGUGGAAAACAAAGAUGACGAAGAAACUAGCAAAACUGUGGAAGAAGUUCCAGAAGAGCAGCCUGAAGCUGGUCACGAUGAGGAUGUUGAAGAUGUCCAAGCAAAUAAACCUGAACCACAAGACCUGGAGGACAAUCAAGAUCAAUCAGAAGAAGACAGUCUACAGAAAAUGGCAGCAGAGAAAGAGCAGGAGGAGAAGGAAGGAGAGGGAGAGGAGGGGACAUCAGCUCAGAAGGAGAACAUUGGAGCAGCGAGCUCUGAGGACCGUGAAGGUCACCAAGGUCAACAGUCCAGUCAAGCAAGUGAGGCUUCAUCUGCCCAAGAACAAGCUGCACAACAACAAAACCCAGGCCAAUCUGACAAUGAGAGGUCCCUUGGCUCCCAUGACAAGGAGCACAGAAGGCUGAAGACAAAAGAAGACAAUGAAAGAAGGCAAACCUCCAGAGAGUAUGAGCACAUCAAGGACGCCAAGUCCCACUAUGAUGCCCAGACGGUGGACGUGGCCAGUAAAGAGCAGAUGAUGGACAAACAGGCAGUUCCUUCUCAGGUGGAAGACGAAGGAGAAGAGCUGAAGGAUGAUGAUGAUGUGAGAAUGGACACUGAAGAGGAUGAAAUGGAUGCGGCAGCCAAGCACUCUGAGAAACGGCCAACCAAGUCAAAAGAUCAGGACAAGAAAGGCAAGGCUGAAGAUGAUGCAGAGGCAGCAGCCCAGGAGCAGCAGAAGAUGGAGGUUGAAGGAGAAAGAGUGCUGACUCUGACAGCGGACAGGCCACCGGAUUCUACUGCUCACACUCUCAUGGAUAACUUACAUAUGGAUGUCAUGCCCCAUGAGGUUGAUCUUGAUGCCCUGAGAAGCCAGCUGGAGCAGUGUGUGAGCACCUGGUCGCAUCCAGAAGACACUUCACAAGAUUUGGUAGGUGCCGGUUUUAUUGUGGUAGUGUUAUAG